This is a messenger RNA of Dendroctonus ponderosae (mountain pine beetle), 979 nucleotides long. It is a transcript of the gene Rab21, whose product is annotated as ras-related protein Rab-21. Gene Ontology annotation, biological process: Rab protein signal transduction. Gene Ontology annotation, molecular function: GTP binding; GTPase activity. The transcript has 4 exons. The record is from RefSeq and is a predicted model, not a curated record. The coding region runs from base 91 to 723 and encodes 210 amino acids. Lineage: Eukaryota; Metazoa; Arthropoda; Insecta; Coleoptera; Curculionidae.
GGCAACACCCAGCCUUGACAUAACCUCACACAGUUGACGAAACGUCAAAAUGGUCCUAAUCAAAGGCAAAUCGGGGACUUUUCGCUGAAAAUGGCCAAUUCCAGCAUUGCAGCCGUCAGCUUCAAAGUAGUGCUGUUGGGCAAGGGUUGUGUGGGUAAAACCAGCCUUGUCCUGCGCUACGUCGAGGACAAAUUCAAUGGCAAACACAUCACAACCAUUCAGGCGUCGUUCCUGAACAAAAAAAUCAACAUCGACGGUCAACGACUGACGCUGGCCAUUUGGGACACCGCAGGCCAGGAAAAGUUCCACGCGCUGGGCCCCAUUUAUUACCGAUCGGCCAACGGGGCUGUUUUAGUGUACGAUAUAACUGAUGUAGACUCGUUCCAGAAGGUGAAAACGUGGGUGAAAGAGCUGAGGAAGAUGCUGGGUCGGGACAUGUGCCUCGCCAUUGUGGGCAACAAAAUGGACUUGGAGGAGGAAAGGCAGGUGCCGGUGGAGGAGGCCGAGGAGUACGCGAGCAAAGUGGGGGCCACUCAUUGGUUCACCUCGGCCAAGCUCAACCAAGGGGUGGAGGAGAUGUUUGUUGGUCUAGCCAGGGAUAUGCUGGCUAAAAACGCGCUGGCCGGCACGCUUUCCAGACAAAGCUCCAUCAGACGAAACAUGCUCGUAGUGACGGACGACGAACCAGCCCCCGCUAAGGGCUGCUGUAGCUCUGGAGCGUAACAACUGCACCACCCAUGCAGUAUUGUACAGUUGUACAGAACUUAACUUAAUCAUAUUGUGAUAUCCCUUAUUACAUACUACUAUUGUUAAAGCGGCGGCGGGAGAGAAAUUAAGGCAACUCUACAAGAUUCAAAGUUUUAAUUAAAUAAUCAGCUAUAUAAAAUCACUAUUCACAUUAUUUAGGAGCCUCUAAGUAUAAUAACUAAGUAAUGUACAUUGAAAAUACAGAUAUUUAUAAUAAAGUGUACGAAGCAAG